GUGUGCGUGGUAGCAAUGAUCUACAAAAGAUACUGCUUCGGCUCUCAAACGCCAGUUGUAUCCAACGCGGUUACCAAAAUGAACGCCCUACUCGUUCUCGCGGUCCUAGUGACCGUUAUUAUUUAUUUAUUGUACGUAUUAACUACCCGAAAGUUUGACUAUUGGAAAAAGAGAAAUGUGCCGUACCACAAACCUUGGCCACUUUUGGGUAACUAUGCAAAGUAUAUUCUGCAAUUAGAAUACCCAGGACAUACGAUACAGAAACUUUGUCAUAAAUUCAAGGAUCAACCAUAUUUCGGAACCUACUAUGGCACAGAACCUGCACUAGUCAUCACAAGUCCUGAUGUCCUCAAACAAGUUCUGACGAAGGACUUUUACUACGUGAACGGAAGGGAGUCGACAGACUACUGCGGAAGAGAAGUUACUACACAUAACGUGUUCUUCAAUGCAGGAGACAAAUGGAAGAUUGUGCGACAGAACCUGACUCCACUCUUCACGUCUGCAAAGAUGAGGAAUAUGUUCCACUUGAUAGAAACGCGCGCUCACGUGUUCGAAGACAUGAUUGACUACGAAACUGGUAUGUCCAAAACAAUUGAAGCAAGGCGAUUCAGUGCGAGAUUCACCAUGGACUGCAUAUGUUCUUGUGCCUUCGGAGUGGAAGCUAACACCAUGGCACCAAUCCACGGAGACGAUAACAACCCCUUCAGAUUCAUGGGCAAUCAAAUAUUUGAAAUUUCCUAUGCAAGGGGAUUAAAAAUUGUCUUCAGAGCUAUCUGGCCAUCUAUUUUCUACGGUCUGGGAUACCAACUUUUCCCGCCAGCAGUAGACCAAUUCUUUGGCAAACUAUUGAAAGGAGUGUUAGAAAGUCGCAACUACGAGCCAUCGAGUAGGAACGAUUUUAUUGACUUGAUUCUGGGUUUUAAGAAACAGGAUGUCAUAACUGGUGAUAGUAUAACCAGCAUGAAGACUGGUGAGAGCAAGAAAAUUACAAUGAAGGUUGACGACGAAUUAUUAUUGUCUCAGUGCAUUAUGUUCUUUGCUGCGGGUUACGAGACAUCCGCAGGUACAACGAGCUACACUUUAUUUGAGCUGGCGAAAAAUCCUGAAGCUCAGAAGCGAGCUGCUGAUGAAGUAGACGCUUUCCUUCGUCGUCAUAACAACAAAAUCAACUACGAUAUUGUGCACGAAUUGCCUUUCCUUGAAGCUUGUGUUUACGAAGUUCUUCGCAUGUACCCGGUCCUAGGCAACUUAACACGUGAAGUUAUGGACAAUUACGUGUUACCUUCAGGGGUACAGCUAGACAAAGGAGUGAGGAUCCACGUCCCAAUAUACUAUCUUCAUCACAAUCCGGAGUACUUCCCAGACCCAUUCUCGUUCCAACCUGAGAGGUUCUUACCAGAGAAUAAGGAUAAAAUCAAGCCAAACACAUUUUACCCCUUCGGUGCGGGGCCUAGGUUAUGUUUAGGCUUGAGGUUCGCGAAAAUGCAAGUGAUGGCCGGCCUCGUCACCGUCCUGAAGAAAUACAGGAUGGAGCUAUCAGACAACAUGCCCAGAGACUUGAUCUUCGAUGCCAGAACCUUACUCACGCAGCCCAAAGACCAGGGUAUUGAUCUAAGGUUCAUUGAACGAGAAGGAUGGGAAAGUAGGAAAUAUGUACGAGCGUUGUCUAUGUGUGCGUGUGUGCUACAAUGUUGCAGUUACGUGUGCGUGGUACCAAUGAUCUACAAAAGACACUGCUUCGGCCCACCAACGCCAGUUGUAUCCAACGCGGUUACCAAAAUGAACGCCCUACUCGUCGUCGCGGCCCUAGUGUCAACUAUUAUCUAUUUAUUGUACGUACUUACUACCCGAAAGUUCGAUUAUUGGAAAAAGAAAAAUGUGCCGCACCACAAACCUUGGCCGCUUUUGGGCAAUUACGCUAAAUAUAUUCUGCAAUUAGAAUACCCGGGACAUACGAUACAAAAACUUUGUCAUAAAUUCAAGGAUCAGCCGUAUUUUGGAUCUUACUAUGGAACAGAACCUACCCUUGUUGUCACAAGUCCUGAAAUGAUCAAACAUGUUCUGACGAAGGACUUUUACUACGUGAACGGCAGGGAGUCGUCGGACUACUCUGGAAGUGAGAUUACGACUCAAAACGUGUUCUUCAAUGCAGGAGACCGAUGGAAGAUUGUUCGACAGAACCUGACUCCACUCUUCACGUCUGCCAAGAUGAGAAACAUGUUCCACUUGAUAGAAAAGUGCACUCACGUAUUCGAAGACAUGAUAGACUACGAAACUGGUAUGUCCAAAACAAUUGAAGCAAGGCGAUUCAGUGCUAGAUUCACCAUGGACUGCAUAUGUACUUGUGCCUUCGGAGUGGAAGCCAACACCAUGGCACCGAUUCACGGAGACGAUACCAACCCCUUCAGAUUCAUGGGCAACCAAAUAUUUGAGAUUUCCUACGCAAGAGGAUUCAAAAUUGUCUUCAGAGCUAUCUGGCCAUCUAUUUUCUACCGCCUAGGAUACCAGCUUUUCCCGCCAGCAGUAGACCAAUUCUUUAACAAACUAUUGAAAGGAGUGUUAGAAAGUCGCAACUACGAGCCAUCGAGUAGGAACGAUUUUAUUGACUUAAUUCUGGGUUUUAAGAAAGAGGAGAUCAUAACUGGUGAUAGUAUAAGCAACAUGAAGACUGGUGAGAGCAAGAAAAUCACUAUGAAGGUUGACGAAGAAUUGUUAUUGGCUCAGUGCAUUGUAUUCUUUGCUGCUGGUUACGAGACAUCUGCCGGUACAAUGAGCUACACUUUAUUUGAGCUGGCGAAAAAUCCUGAAGCUCAGAAGCAAGCUGCUGAUGAAGUAGACGCUUUCCUUCGUCGUCAUGGCAACAAAGUGAACUAUGAUGUUGUGAACGAAAUGCCUUUCCUUGAAGCUUGUGUUUACGAAGUUCUUCGCAUGUACCCUGUUCUUGGCAACCUGACUCGAGAAGUUAUGGACACUUACGUGUUACCUACAGGUUUACAGCUCGACAAAGGAGUGAGGAUCCACGUACCAAUAUACCACAUUCAUCACAAUCCUGAAUACUUCCCAGACCCAUUUUCGUUCCAACCUGAGAGGUUCUUACCAGAGAAUAAGGAUAAAAUCAAGCCAAACACAUUCUUCCCCUUCGGUGCGGGCCCUAGGCUAUGUCUAGGACUCCGAUUCGCUAAAAUGCAAGUUCUUGCUGGCCUCGUCACCAUAUUGAAGAAAUACAGAAUGGAGCUAUCAGACACCAUGCCAAGAGACUUGGUCUUCGAUGCUAGAACAUUCCUCACGCAGCCCAAAGACCAGGGUAUUGAUCUUAGGUUCAUAGAACGCGAAGGAUGGGAAAGUAGAAAAUAUGUACGAGCGUAAACUGAAAUAUUCUGAUUAAUAGAUAAAUUGUUUUGUUGAAAAAGUCUACUCUACAAGUUUGAUUAACGGUAGUUUCUAUAAGCUAUCCAUCCUUUAUUUGGGAUUAAAGAUUGAAUUUUGACGUAACUUCCACGUAAAUGAUGUCUUUCUAUUUUUAAUCGCAAAACAAAAGAUAGGUAGGUUAUAGAAAUCUGUUGCUUUUAAGGGACUUAGCACGAGCCUUCUGAUGUAAAGACCUUAUAUUCAUGUAAGUGAUUUUCUAAUCACUCAUUUUUUUCCUGAUGUCCGAUUCGAAAAUCGGCUACAUGAAAAUAAGCUUACAUUGGUCGGUUUGUGUUAUGUUCCUGAAAUGACGGUAAUAGGCAAACCCAAUGGAAAUUGUCUGAUUCCUUAUUUAAUUUUUAAUUAAAUGAUUGAAUUACAAGCAAA
Molecule: messenger RNA, 3795 nt
Organism: Helicoverpa armigera (cotton bollworm)
Lineage: Eukaryota; Metazoa; Arthropoda; Insecta; Lepidoptera; Noctuidae
Exons: 4
Coding region: 16-3366 (1116 amino acids)
Molecular function (GO): oxidoreductase activity, acting on paired donors, with incorporation or reduction of molecular oxygen; monooxygenase activity; iron ion binding
Source: RefSeq, a predicted model, not a curated record